AUGGCUGACUUGGCUCUCCGCACUCGGGAGUUGCCUGAUAUUCGGGCGCGGAUCAGCACCCACGACGAGUCUCCCAAUGAUAUCAAAGAACUCCUGAUCGCCGACCAGACACAGAAAGCUCUACGGUCGAGACAGUCCUGGACUCCUCCUGCGGAAGCCCUGGGAUCUUUGCAUCGGGCGGUGUUACGCAAGACCAGGACGCUUCCUUAUCCUUAUCGCCCGGGCCACUUCCACGACCUCCCCGCCUCCGACCCUCUACCUUGUCCGUUGAAUCGGUCGAACAGCCUCAACUCCCUGUCAACCAUACAACGAGAGACGGAAGCGGCAUCACUCAGUUUAUAUAGAGGGUCACCCAUCUCUGCCAUCAGUCCUCCGUGUGCCCCGCCAUCAGCGUCAUUACUAUGGACACCUGACGUCGACUCCGAGCUUCAGGACCCGUGCCCACCGCGGCCCCCACUGCGGGUAGAGACCUUGAGCCAACAGCGCAAAUACCAGAAGCGUUUGAGAAAGCUUAUGAAAAGGGAGGAGAAGGAGCUGCGGAAGGCACAAAAGGAGGAGGAUCAGCUGCGUCGAGAGGCGUUGGCUGCUGAAGUUACCGCAUCACGGAAAUUGGCAUCGGCGAGAGGCGAUUCGAUCCCACGCCGCACGAAAAGCACGAGGAGCAUAGCGUCACAAGUUGUCAAGACCUUGAGUCUGAAGGCCCCAUUGAACCGACUCAGUCGUCAUGUCAGGAGAGACAAGUCAGACCCGCCAACGCUGGACGAUUUUGACAGCAAGCAAGCGUUCAGAGACUAUCUCAAUCCUUCUCCUCCACCUCCGCCAUCCACCCAAAUCGCUGAGCUACCCGCCGAACUGCCUCAGUAUACGCCGUUUCAAGACUCGACAAGGACCGAAAGGAACGAGCCUGCCGUUCUGCUGGAAGAUGCUCAUGUCUCGAAAGAAAAGGACGUUUUGUCCCCCCUCGAAAACGACGACGCCAGAGCAAACAAUGCUCCUCUGACUCCAAGGUCGAUGAGGUGCGACUCCUGUAAGAGCCCCAUUCGUCUGCAGCAGGUCUACUACCACUGCUCAAUUUGUGACCAUGGCGACCGUAUACUGUGUUCCUCGUGCGACCAGGCCGGCUGGAGCUGUCGCCACAACCUUACGGAAAGGGUCCGAAGUGUAUCUCGCCCGGGCGCUUCUCAGAAAGUCGACACUGCAAACGUAAGCGGAGAACAAACUCGCUCAGAGGCACAGCAAUAUGCCACGGCAAUGUGGGGACUGAAUCUGUCGGAUCUCCCUGCCCACCAUCACCGAUGGACCGAGUCACCCGCCCAAGCAACAAUGUCGGCGGACAGUCCAUGGGCAUAUCACGAUAUUCUAGAUCAGAAGAGAUCGCAUGAAACACAACAGCGGAGCAUGCGCCAAACUCAGAGAUCUAUGGACGCUGAAGAGCUUGAUUUCCGCCAACGUGUACAAGACAUAGUUUUCCGCGAAAAAGAAAUCACCCUGCGAGAACGAGAAGCUGCUGUGCGAGAGCAACAGGCCUCGAUCAGGGAGCAGGAAGCUGCUCUCCAUGUGAAACAACAACAGAUGUUCACACUACAAAUGCACUCAGCAGUCGCAAGACAAAUGUCGGAACUGUCCGCCGGAGUCGGUGCGCAGUUCCAAGAUCUGUCCCAGAAUAACAAUAUGAGGACACAUGCCACCAAACGUAAGGCGGGGGCUGGCUCCGCAAUGGUCUCGCCCUCCAAUUCUACCGGCUCGAACCACAAGUCCUCGCCGAAGCGUAUGCCGAACGGCGGACAGAAUCCUGACGAAGAAGACGAGGACGCCACUGGAGGAACACCGAAGAAGAUCAAACCGGACCCAGACCCAGGAGUCACGACAGAGAAGCUAUUCGCUUGUCCUUUCUCCAAGUUCGACAAAUCGAGAUAUUCAGAGCAGAACAGGCACGAGAAGCAUUACAGAGGCUGCUCGAGUGGGUACUGGCCUGACAUUUCGCGACUCAAGCAGCAUCUGUACCGUGUCCAUUGGCGACGGAUCCAUUGUAUGCGGUGCUAUACAAAGUUUGACCACAAAGAUCAACUGGAUCAACAUCUCCGAGAGACGGUGCCCUGUGCGCUUGUCGAAUGCCCCUGCCCGGAGAAGUUUGAUGAGACGCAAUACAACGAGAUCCGGCGGAAACGGCCUGCCAGCACCCCUGAGCAGGUCUGGUACACAAUCUACGGUAUUUUGUUUCCGGUUGUGCCGCCGCCAACAAGCCCGUAUGCCGAUAAUACGGGUGAGCCUUCGGCACUCAGCCCAGCGGCAGCUGAAACUCAGGACACAAUGGAUGUGCUUGGAGAAGUCUUUGAAUCACGCUUGGAUCAGCUAACAACGGUUCCUGGUCAGGGGUGGCUUCAGUCAGCGGAAGCGCGACAACUUAUCCGUGAACAGUUGAGGGCAUCCAUGACAGACGUUCUCCAAAGAUUGAGGCCCAUCAACAGUCCUUCCUUAGGGAACCCGUCUGUCGAAGUGUCGCCCUGUUCGAUCCCACCGGGUUCAGCGCGACGCGGCUCAAUCUCUCUGACACCGACAUCCUCCAUGCCGCCCUCACCUGUUCAUGGUCCUGGUGCCGCAAGCAGGACUGGGGUAGACUCACACUUUCUUCUACCGGGCCAUCGCCAAAGUUUCAGUCGUCCCUUCCCGGCCAGGAUGGCUCCAACGUUAAAUACAUCUGAACCUGCUCAGAAAGCUCAGCCCGUGGAAGUGUCUCCCUCUGCGGUGACGUUUCCUGUGUCUCUGGCUGUUGAUCCAGAGAAUGACCAGUAUGAUGACCAUUGUCACAGCUGGAGCGUUGGGGAUGAGCGUGGUCUUGCCAUAUCGACAGACGCCAUGCCGACCGAAUUCGACUUCGAUUUUGCCUCUGCAUUUGAGGAGCUGAACAACAUGCAAGGUAUGGCAGUGCCUCUCCCGGCUUCCGAUUUCAAUCCGGUCAAGCUCUCCAGUUUGCAUGACCCUUCGGGGCAAGCAUCGACGGGAGUUACUGAUUUAAAACCUAAGCACUCCACGACGUCAUCCGUCGACUCGGGUUAUGGCAGUCUUGGUCACGCUUCGUCCACAGCAUCAGCAUCCUCUUCAGCCUCUCCUCCUGGGACACAGACAAAGUCCGGUAUAAUAUCGAAAGCUAGGAAGAACAGAAACAGACGAAAAGCACCGGAGUCCCCAAGGGAACCAAGUCCUGUACCAGAAUCUGCAAUCAACUUCGAGGCCCUAAAUACUCCUUUCCAGGAAUUUUCAGGCGUCAAUCUGGACUUGCACUUGGAAGACGCUGUGAGUGAGUUUACAACUGGGACAGCAAUGGGUGAUGGGGUCAUAGGGGCGAUGGAUCCCUUCGCCAGUUUGGACACGAGGUAUUAUCGCGAUUUUUAA
Fonsecaea erecta is the source of this 3393-nucleotide messenger RNA. RefSeq lists its product as hypothetical. The coding region runs from base 1 to 3393 and encodes 1130 amino acids. NCBI's taxonomy places the organism in Eukaryota, Fungi, Ascomycota, Eurotiomycetes, Chaetothyriales, Herpotrichiellaceae. The transcript has 2 exons. The record is from RefSeq and is a predicted model, not a curated record.